CCUUCUGCGAGUGGAAAGAGAGGUAGCCAUUUUGUGUAGCUUAGCGGAGCGGGACAGCACUCCGAGAGCCGCCGAGGGAAAAAGCUGUAUAUAUAUACACAUUUAAAAAAAUCACAGCGAUAAUAAUACAUUAAGAAUGAGCUCGGUGGACGUCAAGAAACUGAAGGUACAUGAACUGAAGGAGGAGCUGCAGGCCCGGGGUCUGGAGGCUCGCGGCCUGAAAGCGGACCUCGCCGAGCGGCUGCAGGCCGCACUGGACUCCGAAGCCUUGGGUGUCGGGGUAGCACCGCCACCGGCGGCCGUGCCCGGCGAAGGAUACGCCGGGGACGGCGAGGAAUUGGGGUUCGGCGAGGAUGAGGGGGCCGAUGACGGAGAGGAUAAUGCUGAAGACGAUGAGAAGGAGCAGGACGAAGCCUUGGGGCUGGAGACCGGAGACAGCCUAGCUGACCAAGACCAGGGCUUCAGCGAGCUGUCGGCAGAUGGGCUGGAUGAUACUUCAGUCAAGGAGGAGAGCAAGCUCCCCGCGGAGGGGGGCGAACUGCAGCAGCAGCAGGACUCCCUGGAAGAAGACCCCCACCCGGAAGUGAAGACGGAGGUGAAAGAGGAGGAGUCUGCUCCGGUCACUGCAGAACUGGGUCAAGACGGGUCGGUGGAGCCCAAACAGGAGGAGAAGGAACGCUCCCCUCAGCACCACCAGAGCCGCAAGAGACACUACGACGAGGGCCGGGGCCGCGGCUACUACGAGCACCGCGAGGAUAAGAGGUCCAGGUCCCCCCAGCCUCCUGCAGAAGACGACGAAGAGGAUUUCGAUGACACACUGGUGGCCAUUGACACCUAUAACUGUGACCUGCACUUCAAGGUAGCACGUGACCGCUACAGCGGCUAUCCGCUGACCAUCGAGGGCUUCGCUUACCUCUGGUCAGGCGCUCGAGUCUCCUACGGUGUCAACAAGGGCAAAGUCUGCUUCGAGAUGAAGAUCAAUGAGGAGAUCUCUGUGAAGCACCUUCCUUCCAGCGAGCCAGACCCACAUGUGGUUAGAGUCGGCUGGUCUCUGGACUCGUGCAGCACUCAACUUGGAGAGGAGGAGUUCUCUUACGGCUACGGAGGAACUGGGAAGAAAUCCUCCAACUGCAAAUUCGAGGAUUUUGGGGAGAAGUUCGCAGAGAACGAUGUCAUCGGCUGUUUCAUUGAUUUCGAGGCCGGCGAGGAGGUGGAGAUGGCUUACUCCAAGAACGGCAAGUGGCUGGGCGUGGGGUUCAAGGUGAGCAAAGAGCAGCUGGGGGACCGCGCCCUGUUCCCCCACGUCCUGGUGAAGAACUGCGCCAUCGAGUUCAACUUCGGCCAGAAAGAGGAGCCCUACUUCCCCGUACCCGAGGGGUAUACCCUGGCGCAGAGCGUGCCCCUGGAGGACCGGGUUCGGGGCACCGUGGGGCCCACCUCCAAGGCAGAGUGCGAGAUCCUGAUGAUGGUGGGCCUGCCCGCGUCUGGAAAGACCACCUGGGCUGAGAAGCACGCAGCUGAGAACCCAGCGAAGAAAUUCAACAUCCUGGGAACCAACGCCAUCAUGGAGAAGAUGAAGGUGAUGGGUCUUCGUCGACAGCGUAACUACGCUGGCCGUUGGGACGUGCUAAUCCAGCAGGCAACGCAGUGCCUCAACCGCCUGAUCCAAAUCGCGGCCCGCAAGAAACGCAACUACAUCCUGGAUCAGACAAAUGUUUAUGGAUCAGCCCAGAGACGAAAAAUGCGUCCUUUUGAAGGUUUUCAACGCAAGGCUAUUGUAAUUUGUCCAACGGAUGAGGAUUUAAAAGAGCGAACGCUAAAGCGCACUGAUGAGGAGGGAAAGGAUGUGCCUGAUCAUGCUGUGUUAGAAAUGAAAGCUAACUUCGCUCUCCCGGAGUCCGGCGAGAUUCUGGACAGCGUGACGUUCGUGGAGCUGGAGAAGGAGGAGGCGGAGAAGCUGGUGAAGCAGUACAACGAGGAGGGGAGGAAGGCAGGGCCCCCCCCGGAGAAGAGGUUCGACGGGCGCUCUGGAGGCUACAGGGGUCGCGGAGGAGGAGGGGGCUUCCAGAGAUAUGACAACCGCGGGGGACCCCAUGGGGGGCGAGGGGGCUACCAGAGCAGAGGGGGCUCGGGAGGUGGCUACAGAGGAGGCUAUAACCGUGGUGGCGGCUACAAUCAGAACCGCUGGGGCAAUAACAGAGAAGGGGGCUCCGGAGGGCGGGGCGGAUACAACCGGAACCAGCAGAUGGGGGGGUACAACCGCAAUUCCAACUACAGCAAGGGUGGAGGGGGAGGAGCCUCUGGGGGCUACAACCAGGCAUACAACCAAGGUUAUAACCAGGGCAACUACAACCAGGGCUACAACUACAGCAACUACCCUGGCUACAGCCAGGGCUACAGCCAGCCGGCUGCCACCACUGGGCAGAGCUACAGCCAGCAGCAGCCAACGCAGCCCACAGCACAGCAACAGCAGAGUUACAACCAGCAAUACCAGCAGUAUGCCCAGCAGUGGAGUCAGUAUUACCAGAACCAGAGCCAGUGGAACCAGUACUACAGCAAUUAUCCGAACUACGGGAACUACUCUGGCAGCACAGGGACCGGGUCGGGCUCCCAGUAAACUUGUGCAAGCAUCGACAAAGCAGGGUUUACUCUCCAGGAGUGAGGGGCGAGCAAUCAAACUUGGCUGCCCUUUGUUUUUUUUGUUUUUUUGUUUUUACCCUUCCCCUCUCUCUCUUUCUCCCUCCCCUCUUCCCCUGAGGGGAGGGAUUGGCGCGUGUGUUUACUGUGUCGUAAUAAACCUGUCUUUGUUACAUUUUAAGUUUUUUGUUUUUGUUUUUUAUUUUAUUUAUUUUAAAAAUAGUCAAAACCUGUACUUUUUAAAUAGAUCAACAAGCCUAAAAAAGAGAGUAUUGGGUGUAAUUGAUUUGCAACUGACUUUUUUUAUUUCAUUUUGCUUUUUAUUUUAGUUGGGGGGGAAAUGCAUUUUAAUGCCUUUUUUUUUUUUUUUUUAAAUACUUGAACUUGGCAAAUGUUGUGGUGUUUAAACUAUUGAAUCUCGAGUCAGUGGUGGAGAGGAAAGGGGUAGGGGGAGUGUUUGCCUGCUAUGUAGUUGAUGCUUUUUAAAGUAGUACUGAUACAUUUGUAAAUCUCCCCUUCUUUCUUGUGCUCCUUAAGAAAAUAAGAUGUUAAUUUUUCAAGUCCCUCCUCUCCCCCCCCCCCCCCCCCCCCCCGUUGAAUAAAAAUACUUUUUUAUAUAUAUUCCAAUGACGAUUGUGUUUGCGAGAUGUAUUUAAAAAAAUAAAUAAAUAAACUUUAAAAAUCAUUUUAAAGCUUUUUCCCCUACAUCAUAAUACUUCCCUGCUGUGUCUGUUGAAACCCCGCGGUUUAUUUUGCAAACAUUUUUGUCAAUGUGAUUGUAACAUAAUUAAAAAAAAAAAAAAAAAAAAAA
Molecule: messenger RNA, 3448 nt
Organism: Acipenser ruthenus (sterlet)
Lineage: Eukaryota; Metazoa; Chordata; Actinopteri; Acipenseriformes; Acipenseridae
Product: heterogeneous nuclear ribonucleoprotein U-like protein 1
Exons: 16
Coding region: 137-2617 (826 amino acids)
Molecular function (GO): protein binding
Source: RefSeq, a predicted model, not a curated record